Molecule: messenger RNA, 1957 nt
Organism: Spirodela intermedia
Lineage: Eukaryota; Viridiplantae; Streptophyta; Magnoliopsida; Alismatales; Araceae
Source: the annotation of a GenBank genome assembly
AUGGCUCCGACCAACACCAUAUAGGCGGUAAAUUUGGGUGGCUGGCCCGUUACCGAGGGAUGGAUAAAUCCGUCUCUCUUCGAUCGGAUCGUUAACAAUGAUCUACUGGUGAGUCUUCAUAUUCUUCCAUUCCAUCGGUUGGUCUGUUACCGUCCUAUCUGAAGGUCGGAUUGAAUGGGCGGCAGGAUGGAACCCAAGUCCAGCUGAGGUCCGUCGCUCUUGGGAAGUACCUCUGCGCUGAAAACGGUGGCGGGACGGUAGUUGUAGCUAAUCGGGCUAGCCCCUCUGGUUGGGAGACCUUGAAAGUUAGUGAUUUAAUUUUCAUCAGUAUCCGAGAUCCAUAUCACACACCUGAUUUGAGAUAUUUGUUAGGGUGAAUGACGAUGGAGGCGAAGAGUGGCUAACCUGAUGACUCCACAUGAAAUCACAGUUAUGGAGGGUCGAUGCGACCCACUUCCAGUUCCGGGUCUUCUUUAAACAAUUUGUCGCUGUGAACAACGGCGGCUACGCGGUGGCUGUGACGACGAGGCCGGGCCCCGCGGAGACCUUUGAGAUCGUGAGAAGAACGGGGGAUCCCAAUCGAGUCCGCAUCAGGGCACCCAAUGGUCUCUUCUUGCAGGCCAAGACGGAGAGCUCGGUGACCGCGGACUUCGUCGGCGACGGCAACUGGGGGAAUGACGACCCGUCGGUGUUCUUGAUGACGGCUUUUGGGACCAUGGGAGGGGAGUACCAGUUGACCAACGGCUAGGGGCUCGCCAGAGCCCCCACGGUCAUGAGGGUGAGGAAGAAGACUCCCCUCCCCCUUCUCCCCUGGUACUGAGGAGCUUUCCCAUAAGCGAUGGCUGUUCUGAUUUUUUUGUCGCAGGAGCACUGGCAGAGCUUUAUCGUCGAGGAGGACUUCAAGUUUAUCAAGGACAAUGGGCUCAACGCCGUUAGGGUUCCGGUGGGUGGUGGAUCGCCAGCGACCCUACUCCGGCGCCAUACGUGGGCGGGUCCCUGGAGGCUCUGGACAACGCGUUCUCCUGGGCAGAGUAAGCGAAAUUAAACGCACCCAUGAACCUUUCUCUCGUUCAUUGACGAUGACGAUGUGGUUUCCCUGUGUCCAGUAAGUACGGCCUGAAGGUGAUCAUCGAUCUCCACGCAGCCCCCGGAUCCCAGAACGGUGAUGAGCACAGCGGCGGUAGAGACGGCAUCAUCGAGUGGGGAGUCGAACCUGGCAGCAUAGAAAAGACGGUGUCCGUCAUUGAGUUCCUCGCCCAGAGGUCUAAAAGUCGCUACAUUGAAUCACAAAAUUGAAACUCUUAUUACUGAAAUUAUCCUAAUCGCGGAAAGUCCGCCGACAGGUAUGCAAGCAGACCCAGCCUGAUCGCGGUGGAGCUCAUCAACGAACCAAGGGCAGAAGGAGUUGGCUUUGAUACCCUGAAGAGCUACUAUCAAGCCGGCUACGACGCCGUGCGCAGGCACACAAGUACCGCCUACGUGAUCUUCUCCGCCCGGUUGUCCGCUGACGCGGGGGAGUUCAUUCCGUUCACCAGCGGCCUCGACGGCACCGUCCUGGACGUUCACUAUUACAACCUUUUCUCCGACAUGUUUGAUGGAUGGACGGCGCAGCAGAAUAUCGACUACGUGCACAACCAGAGGGCCAACCAGCUCGCCGUCGUGACCAAGUCCAACGGCCGCCCCCUCUCCUUCGUCGGUAAGACCCCCACACAGCCGAGCCGCUGUGGAUAUUGGGAUAGUUUUCUUACCUCUGACGCCAUUGGCCGCCGCAGGGGAAUGGGUCGCCGAGUGGAAUGUGAACAAUGCGACGUCUGAAGAUUACCGGAGGUUUGCAGAAGCGCAGCUGAAGGUCUUGGGUAAUGCCUCCUUCGGGUGGGCCUACUGGACCUACAAGUGCGAGAAACAGCACUGGAGCCUCCGCUGGAUGAUCACCAACGGCUACAUAUCCCUGGUGUAG